CGUGACGUCAGUCCCCCCCUCUUCCCCCCUCUCCGUCUCACCUGAGCUCUUUACCUGCAAAGAAAACGUCUUGAUGUGCUCUGGCGUCACGCACUCGGACACGCGCCCUGCGCAAAAGGAGUUUUGGAGCCGCAGCAGCAGCAAGAGGUCAGAGAAAAAAGGAGAGAGAGAAGACAUUCCAGCCUCAGUCACUGCAGGCAGCUGAACUGAAUGUACAGUGAUCCAACAAAUAUCUGGAUUCCAAAAAAUAAAAUGAUGGAAGAUCAUUUAGCCGGCGAGCCAUCCAGUCCAGGCUUCGUCCCGGCUGACUACAUAGUCUUUGCGGCCAUGUUGUCGGUUUCCAUGGCAAUAGGACUUUUCCAGGCCCUGAGGAAGGGGCCGAAGGACGUCAGUGCCGAUGACUUCUUCACCGGCGGUCGCAGCAUGCCAGCUGUGCCGGUGGGGCUGUCGCUCUGUGCCAGCUUCAUGUCGGCCGUCCAGGUUCUGGGUGUUCCUGCUGAAGCUCUUCGCUACGGAUUUAAAUUCCUCUACAUGUGCCUCGGCCAAAGUAUCAACUCCCUGCUGACUGCUUAUCUGUUCCUGCCAGUUUUCUUUCGACUUGGCAUCACCAGCACCAAUCAGUAUCUGAAGAUGAGGUUUGGCAGAGGGAUGCAGCUGCUGGGAAGUAUCCAGUUUCUUGUUGCAACGCUGCUUUAUACAGGGAUUGUCAUCUACGCUCCAGCUUUAAUCCUCAACCAAGCUACUGGACUGAAUAUGUGGGUGUCUCUGUUUUCUACUGGGAUCAUCUGCACUGUGUACACCACAGUGGGCGGCAUGAAGGCUGUAAUUUGGACGGACGUGUUCCAGAUCAUUGUCAUGCUCUCAGGCUUCGUGGCCAUUUUCAUCCACGGCACAGUUCUUGUCGGAAGUCCUGCACGGGUGCUGGAGAUCGCCAACAAUGGAUCACGCAUUAAUUUUGACGAUUUUGACGCCGACCCUCGGAGUCGCUACACCUUCUGGAGCCUGUCUGUCGGUGGAGCGAUGGUUUGGUUGUCCAUGUAUGGAGUCAACCAAGCACAAGUCCAGCGCUACAUCUCCUGCAGAACAGAGAAAGCGGCUCAGUUGGCGCUGUUUGUGAAUCAAGUGGGUCUGUACCUCAUUGUGAGCAGUGCAACAGCAUGCGGCAUCGUCAUGUUUGCUUAUUACAACAACUGUGAUCCGCUGAAGUCUGGGAGGAUUUCUGCCCCUGAUCUGUAUAUGCCGUACUUUGUGUUGGACAUAUUCAAUAAUUAUCCAGGUUUCCCAGGUCUUUUCCUUGCCUGUGCAUACAGUGGGACUCUGAGCACGGCAUCCACAAGCAUCAACGCCAUGGCAGCCGUGACGAUGGAGGAUCUGCUGCGACCUCAUCUGCUCCACAUGUCACAGAAGAAACUGAUCCUUGUUUCUAAAGGACUAUCAUUCCUAUAUGGAUUUGGUUGUAUCACUGUAGCUGCUCUGUCCUCCUUCCUGGAUUGGGGAGUUCUUCAGGGAUCAUUUACUGUCAUGGGAGUGGUCAGCGGUCCGUUACUGGGCGUCUUUAUUUUGGGAAUGUUUGUCCCAGCAACAAACAGACUGGGGGCCUUCUCAGGGAUUGCAGUGGGCUUCUGUGUGUCUAUGUGGCUGGCUGUAGGUUCAACUCUUUACCCACCCAGUGAGGAGACCAUGGGUGUCCUGCCCAGCUUCACGCAUGAGUGUAACAUGACCCUGAACAGUAGCUCCAACCAGGACCAACCCUCCAUCUCCAUCUCGCUUCACCGCAAUGACUUUGGGGGCCUGCAUAACUUCUACUCCGUGUCCUACCUCUACUUUGGUGCCAUGGCGACCAGUUCGGUCAUCAUCGUCGGGGCAAUAGUGAGCUAUGCAACAGGACCAACAAAGAUAAGUCAUAUUAAAGAGGGUUUGUUGUGGUGGGACUUGAAAAAAACGAAGGAGGUCCCGUCAGACCACAGCGCUGGGACCAUGUCCAGGAUGUUUUCCUGCCUUCCCUGCACUCCUUGCCAGGAUACAUCUGAGAUCUUGAGUAGGAAUAAUCAGCUAAAGGAACUCAAGGCGGCAGAUAAACCACAGAUUGUCCCUUUGAUGGAUCUGUAUAAAGUCAGAAAUGAAAAGCAAAAACCAACAGAUGAUGGGAAUAUUAAGUCAUUGCCUGGAGUUUAGGUGUUGGAAUCACAUUUACCCCAAAUAGCGUGAAUCAAUCAAUCAAUGAGUAGCAGCAGUAAUAUUUCAGUCGGGUCUUUUUCCUCUUUCAUUCAACACCUUAGUUUGAUAAGUUUUUCUUGUAGGUUCCUAUGCUGUGAUUUAAACCCAAGGGAACUCUUCACACAUCUAUUACAUAACGCAAAUGAAUAGGAGGGGGACAAGCAUAUCCCACAAGUACAAACUUGCAAUGAUUGAUUUAUUAUUGCAAUGUUUCGGUGCUAGAUUUUCAUCCAACGAAUAGUGUGGUGCUGAGCCAGAAACCAACUUAAAUAGAGAGUGGCUCCGACUUUGCCCCCAAUGAACAAACUCUGCAUAGGCUUGGGAGGUAUGAAACAUCACAAGAGAAAAACAGAGACACUCACUGUUAAAGAUGGCUUGUGGUUUUGCACCAAAGCAUUUGCUGGAUGAAGGUCAAGCACUGAAACGUUGCAAGGAUUAAUUUAUCAUUGCAAGUCAGACAGUGUUUUGUACAGGUUCCUAAGCUGCCGUACAUGUGGAGUUACAUUUUGGCCUUUAUUACUGUGCCAAAGAACUGCAAGUAUAGACCGUAAUUAAGUACCACUUGAUGUGAUGAAAGCUUGUCAUCAGGACGUUCCCUCUGGUAUGUUCCCUAUCUGAAACAAUGCACACCUGCCCUUCAGCCACUGUUAGCAGGUCUGUGACAGGUAGCAGGUAAACUGAGUCUGUGUUUGGACAUUAACGGUAAAGCCUCUGCUUUCAGUUUAAUGGAAUGAUCCUCCAACUUUAUAGUUAGUGUUACAUAUAUAUAACGUGGAGGGAUUUUGAGUAAUAGCUUUACACUUUACUAUGUUGAACAUGUUAAAACUGCCAGAAACAUUUUAAUCCACAAGUGUAACUCUCAAAAGAAGAGAGGCGAAUAAAAGUAUUUUUGCUAAACUCGGCCCAUUUGCGACUGUUCAUAUUUAUGUGGCUGCUACUCUUACACUGAAACAAAAUGUUUGUCUUCUAAUUAAAUGUUGAAUUUCUAAGUAAAUGUCACUCUUUUGAUACCUGAAGGAGGUUCUGCUGUCACUCUACAUUUGCGAUGCUGUUACACUGUGGUUAAGCAUUUACUGUAUCCUAUGAUUCCCAGAUGUUGAAUGUAAUUAUUGAAUUUGUCCCAAGACAAAUGACAGUUUUUUGGGUUUUUUUUAGCAGUUUGCCAUAUAAAAUGUGAAAGAAACCCCUUCUGUCUUUUUUCAUGUAGGUUUUCGACUUUUAAACAGCAUUUCGAACAAUGACAAAUAAAAUAUAUUCCACAUUU
Molecule: messenger RNA, 3481 nt
Organism: Amphiprion ocellaris (clown anemonefish)
Lineage: Eukaryota; Metazoa; Chordata; Actinopteri; Pomacentridae
Gene: slc5a5
Product: solute carrier family 5 member 5
Exons: 17
Coding region: 211-2175 (654 amino acids)
Biological process (GO): iodide transmembrane transport; sodium ion transport
Cellular component (GO): membrane
Molecular function (GO): symporter activity
Source: RefSeq, a predicted model, not a curated record